Messenger RNA from Sander lucioperca (pikeperch), 609 nucleotides. Its product is annotated as rano class II histocompatibility antigen, A beta chain-like. The transcript is spliced from 5 exons. Gene Ontology annotation, molecular function: MHC class II protein complex binding. Gene Ontology annotation, cellular component: MHC class II protein complex. The record is from RefSeq and is a predicted model, not a curated record. The coding region runs from base 1 to 432 and encodes 143 amino acids. NCBI's taxonomy places the organism in Eukaryota, Metazoa, Chordata, Actinopteri, Perciformes, Percidae. Gene Ontology annotation, biological process: positive regulation of T cell activation; antigen processing and presentation of exogenous peptide antigen via MHC class II; peptide antigen assembly with MHC class II protein complex.
AUGAGUGAUUAUCAUCAUAAUGUUGUACUGAGCUCUACGGCGCACUCUGGUGGUAAACAUUCAGCCAUGUUGGUCUGCAGCGUCUACGACUUCUACCCCAAACAGAUCAGAGUGAAGUGGACCAGAGACGGACAGGAAGUCACCUCUGAUGUCACUUCCACUGAUGAGCUGGCAGACGGUGAUUGGUACUACCAGAUCCACUCUCACCUGGAGUACACGCCCAGGUCUGGAGAGAAGAUCUCCUGUAUGGUGGAACACGCCAGCCUGAGAGAACCUCUGAUUACUGAUUGGGACCCGUCCAUGCCUGAGUCUGAGAGGAACAAGAUUGCCAUCGGAGCCUCAGGACUGAUCCUGGGUCUGGUCUUAUCUCUGGCUGGAUUCAUCUACUACAAGAGGAAGGCCCGAGGACGGAUUCUGGUUCCCAGUAGCUGAUUCUGGACCUGGUUCUGGUCCUGUAGCUGUUUGUCAGAGGGAAUAAAAAGCAGCAGCUGCUUCAACCUGCUUCGUGUGUUUCAGCUCAGCAGACUGUCGGUCCUGGACCAGCAGCUGGACCGCCUUAACUCCUGAUUCUCUGAUGAUCUGGACUCUGAUACUCAGCUGGUCUCAACC